GUUUUCCCGACGCUGAAACAUCAUCAUUGUCAUUCAUGCCCAGCGCUCUUGUUCCAUCUUUAUAUUACCAAAUUCAGUAUGAGCCCGGGCGCGUUGUAUUGAGUCAGCGGGGAUUGUCGACACACCGAAUCAAGCAUCAAUCACAUCAUGGCACCGGUAAGAUGCUCUCUUCAUGUCUCCCCUUUUCCGAAUACUAUGGUCACGGCCUUGAAAUGCCAAAUCCCACACCGAAGCAGGAUUUGGAUUUUGUUUAAUGAUACAUGACAUUCCAUCUACGGGUCGCGGGUCGCGAGUCGCGGCCAUGGAGCAGUCGUGAAAGCCAAGACGCUCUAUGUACCAAGGGACAAAAGACUCCAGAUCUCAGGAUCUAUAGGUUGGGUCGCAUUCCUAUGUCACACUGCGUCUCAUGUGCAGCGCGAUUUGUCUCCAGAUGUACUGCAGUGGAUAGCUUGGCUGAAAAAGAUUAAUCCUGACACUUACCCCCACUCGGGACGUGGCCUGAAGAUAUGCAACCUUUAGCGGACCUUCCUUGCUUAUCAAGUUGUAACACCGGGAAGCUGAUAAUUUUCAUAGCUACGAUCAUCGCGCCAUACUCGGAAUCAGGAGCAUAAUCAGCCGCUUCGGAAUCGAGCUGGCGUGAUUGAUUGGGAUCCAACAGAUGGCCUGCCCGUCAGGAAGUGGGAGCAAGUCACGGUCAAGGUCAACCAGGAUCUCACAGCAGAUCCUUCAGAUUCGAGCAACCAGAAUCAGGAGCAUACGGACAGUGACUUCCCAUGGCCCGAGCAACCGCUGCCUCACUUUUUCAGUCAAUUGCCACCACACUCUCAGGAACUGCUGCGACGAGCCCGCCUAGGUCACUCCAAUGUUAAACCUCCAGUUUGGGAUCGGAAAACAGAGACGUGGAUUUCUGGGACUGAGGUUGACGCGAGAAACGCGAACCUUAAGACUAAGAAUCUGUCCAACAACCCAGAUACCCCUGCUUCAGACCACGAAGAGGAAAACGAGGAGGAAAACAACAACGAAGACCUAUUCGAUGUCGAUGGCGCAGCGCCAGAGAAACGCCGAAAACUGAAUGCUGGAUUGCAAGAGCGUAUCUUUGAAACCAAGAAAUGGGUCCAGGUCCCCACAGCUAUCGCUGAAAAAACAUCUGAGCCAAAAUAUCUUGCUGACCGGAGGUCUGGCAUGGAGUCUCUCUACGGUGGUGCAUAUAAAGCCACCCACGGCUUUGGAUCGUUGGGUUUGAAUCCGGGGGCAGGAUCUGGUGCGGCUGGAUUUGAUUUGGGCGAUGGUAGUGGACUCGGAAAUGCCGCCGGGGUUCUGGGUGGCAAUGCUCCGCCUGAACCAGCGCCUGUGCGAAAGAACAUGCCCCCGAGAAGGAAGAAGAAGAAGAAGCUCGGCGGUCCUGGGCGACGCAAGGCAGUACCUGUUAUUCCGGGGGAGAGCAAUCCUGCUGCCACACAGACUGCCAAUGCCGAAGUCAUCAAGGGUGAUCCAGCUGCAGAGGCUGUGGACGAUUCUUCUCAACCAGGCUACAGCGCUGCGGGGGAUGGAGGUGAUGGGGAUGGGUCUGGGAGCGAUAGCGAGGGUGAAGGUAGCGAGGAAGGAGAGAUUGACGAAGGAGGAAAACCCACUCUCGAAAACAACCCCACCGCCGUUGGUCAUUCCGAGGUCGAGUCGAUGGCAGAUGCCCAUGCUGAUGGCACCGGACUAAUGACGAGUGUGCAAGAAGUUCCAACCACGGAAGCCGGCUCUUCAGUCGACAAGCUCGUCGACUUGGACUUGCCACAAGAUACAGCCUCCGUGGCUCCCACGCAAGUGACAGCCUCGGAGAUACCCCUCACAGACAAUCCAAUGUCCACCCACAUGGUGAUGAUACCAGAGUCAGCGCCGGAGCUGGAUGGUCUACCACAGACUUCCGCUCAAGGGCCUACGAUUACGACAGAUGGCAACCCGCCCCUCGAAGUCGGUACGAGCCUUACUAACAAGGUGGCCACAUCGCCACAACCGCCGUCCCUCUCCGAAUCUACAUCAAUACAAGCGCACGAGCCACAACCGGGUCCCGCAGCCACAAUCUCAGCCCCGAUUCCCGGCAGUCCUAUAUCGACCUUAAAUGAGACCAAUGCGGAACAAUUGUCGACGCCUGUCAUGCCAAACCAAGCAGCCGAAGAUGUCUCUCUUCCUGCAGUGUUGCCGGUGGACGCCACGGGCAUAGCAUCAUCUGCGGCUCCGACAAUGGAUCUAACUCCUUCUUUAGCAGCUACCGAUCCCGUUGCUGAAGCAAUUGCGCCUCAGCCUAUCUCCGAGAUAGCGACGGAGUCAAGCCAGCCAGAUCUUCCAACCGUACUGCCUGUUGUGGUUGGAGAAGGAUCUGAAGUCAAGCCGGACUUGGAGGGUGGGACGCGGCACGAGGAGACGUCAGGUCCUGAUGUCACACCUCUCGACCAAUCUUUGGAUAACACCAGUGAACAUACACCCACUAUAUCCACAAGUGGCGUUGUCGAGUCUGUGCAACCUUCCGCGGAGCCUGUUGACGCGUCGGGGACAACUGAUGCUCUGGCGAGAGAUCCAUUCCAGCCUUCACAUGACACAGCCCCAACUGCAACUUUGACACAAUCAAUCGCCGACAAUGAUACCGAUACUGCCUUGAAUGUUGGGGCCAGAGAAGCGGUUGAGGAUGUAAAAGAUGGUGGCGUAUCAACCGGAGAAGGACAGAGUGGACUAGAAGGCGAAACAGAAAUUAACAAGGACGUAGGGCUUGAUCUUCUUGGUGGAUUGGAGAAGGCAGUUGAUUUAGAGGCAGCCAGCGAUGAGUAAGCUCAGAAGAAUGCCAGGUCAAGCUCUGGUGCAGACGCCUCUAACCAAAGUGGCUGUCACUUAGCCAGGAUGCUUUGUACAAUAUGUCAAUUGGAAUAUACAGAUUUUGGGGGGCCUUCAACCUACGCACAAUCUGUGUUUCGGGUGACAAUUUCGAUGAUAGACUGCUGAACAGGACUCUACCUUGGGCAGGUUUUUGUCGGCUGGAUGAUAGCCAAGAUUGGUGUGAAUACUACUUGAAAGACAGCAACUCAUUCGUAUAGGUGACGGCGGCUCAGAAUUGGG
Molecule: messenger RNA, 3099 nt
Organism: Exophiala mesophila
Lineage: Eukaryota; Fungi; Ascomycota; Eurotiomycetes; Chaetothyriales; Herpotrichiellaceae
Exons: 2
Coding region: 1183-2814 (543 amino acids)
Source: RefSeq, a predicted model, not a curated record